Messenger RNA from Dermacentor andersoni, 3947 nucleotides. RefSeq names its product fanconi-associated nuclease 1-like. Lineage: Eukaryota; Metazoa; Arthropoda; Arachnida; Ixodida; Ixodidae. The record is from RefSeq and is a predicted model, not a curated record. Gene Ontology annotation, cellular component: nucleus. Gene Ontology annotation, molecular function: 5'-3' exonuclease activity; 5'-flap endonuclease activity; flap-structured DNA binding. Gene Ontology annotation, biological process: interstrand cross-link repair.
UCUCUCCACAUAUUGUUGUGUGCAAGUGCGAGUGGCGCGCUUAGAAGAUUUCCGAGUAUGAUUUUGGCGACUGUUUGCGCUUCGUGCGUUGUUUUGUUUUCGUUGGAAAUACGUGAAAGUUCUGCGCUACGUGUGGCCCUUAAGUUGUGCUCAAAUUGGAACUGCUGAUUAGCGCUGACAGGGCGGGCCACAAAGCCGGUCGUGGGGCGGGCACGUCGACAGGACCUCGCAACGAAUGCAUGCAUGGAAUGAAAAGAAACAAGAAAGAAAAAUAUUUUCACAUUCCUUGCGGUGGCGACUGAUUCAUAAUGUCAGGCGGCCAGUCGAAAAUCACAAGCUUCUUUAUAUCCUCAAGCCCAACCAAGACGUCGGCAGGAAGACCCGUAAAGUCUUCCCCAAGAUCGACAAAAAGAGGCGGAAAACUGUCACUUAAAAAUAAAGUCACCCGUUUGCGCGAAGAUGGCCAAAGUAAAAAAAUUAAACUAGAUUGUUACCGCCUUGCAUCACCUCCUGACGAAGAUGAUAGUGACGUGGAAAUUGUUGAAAUUGUACCGUCACAACAAAGCAGCAGUGAACUUGGUUCAUUGAAAAUUACUAAAAAGGGACUUAAGAGAGGUCUAUGCAAAAAGGUUAUGGCCGAGGAAGAUAACUUAGAAAGUUCAAUAUGUCACAUUAAUGAGCAAAGUGCUUCGACAGAACGUAAGGGGUGCUGUGAUAAAGAAUGCAGAGUAUCGAAGCUGCCUGUACACACUCAUUUAAGCGCAGUGAAAGAAUCAGCAAGUGAUGGUGGUGUGAGCAACAAGACCGGUGAUUUUAAACAAGAUCUUCAAAAGGAAGGUGCUGUGAUAGAAAACCAGAAGUACUGUGAUAUAGAGUGCAGAGAGUUAAAGCCGACUGUACAGACUCUUCUAAGCCCGGUGAAAAAACUAGCUAAUGCUACUGGUGUGCCUGUAAGACCAAGUGGCUUCAAACAAAGUAUGCAGAAAGAAGUGAAAGAAGAGAACAUGCAAUACAAGCAGUUGGACUCAACCGUGCGGUCUUCUUCAAGUCCACUAGAAGAAUCUGCUGAUGGUAGCACAACAAAAAGUCCCUACUAUCUGGAGAACCUUGUAUUGAUUGUUAACUCAGUAAAAGGCAGUGACGACUGGAACCUUUUCAACCAGCAGGAACAGGAUAUGUUUUGCGAGUUUCUAGAAGCUGAUGAUAAAUGUCAGAAGCUGCUUGCUCGGCUUCUUCAGCGAAAGCACAUGUGGCGAAGAACAUCUAAAAUUGGCUACCCUGACAUUGCCAGUGAUCUCUCUCCAAUUCUCUUUACUUUAAGAGACAAAGGCUACAUAGAGGACGCUGCAAGUUUGAAAGACUUGGAUGUGGCCUUGCACUUGCUUUCACCUUUUGAGCUGAAGACCUUGGCCCAAGUGUUUAAGCUCAGGACGAGUGGACAGGGAAAAGGAAGCCUUGCAGACUCACUGCUGGACCACUGCAACAAGCAGCAGACUGUGCUAUUUGGCUCCAAGCAGGCAUCUCUUCAGCAGCUGGCACUAAAACGGGCACUGGCUUUGCUUGGUCCCGCAUGGCGGCUGUGUGAUGAGCCGCGAGAUGCCUGGAGACGUUUGCUGAGGCUCUUCUCCCUGGGAACACCGUGGGACAUGGAUGAAGCGGGGGAAACACCGCAAGUGUAUGGCUUACAGCUGGUAGCAGCAGGCAAGAUGGCGUUCCCUGAGUAUGAGGUUUCCAGGCAACACACAAUUUUCCCCUCACGACUGGACCUAGUCAGAUAUGAAGCGUCAAGAGUUCUCGAGGCACAGCUGAUCCAAGCCACUACGGACAAGAAAUGGGACCGGGCUAGGCAGCUCUUCAAUGAUGUGGAAAAGCUAGCUAGAAGUACUGAAGCAUUGGAGUGCCAGAAAAGGGACCAAUCUUUGGCACCAUUCCUGAGGCAUUUCAGCAUGUGUGGUGUCUACACUCGGUGCCGUUGCUUGGGUGUCGAUGUGCUGCAGCGCCUCAAAGAAUACAGACAUGCUGUUAAGGUUCUCCGAGAACUUCUAAGCCAAGAACUCUACUGUCAAAGCCGCAGAGGCCACUGGUGGGAUCGCCUGGCCCUCAACUUGGAAGUCCACCUGGGAAAGCCUGCAGAGGCCUUAAAAGUUUUGCAUGAGGCUCUGGAUGACUCUGGCAUCAGCCCUGCUGCUCGUCAUGCCUUGGUCACCAGGGCUAAUCGCUUGGUGGCAAGGAUGCCCAAGAACGUGUCGCCAUCGCUGAAAUCUCUUUUGGAGCAGGAGAAAUGGGAUGCACUUCCACAGGUGGAAAUUGAAGGCCAGCUAGCUGAGCGCAUGGUGCCUGGGCGAACUAACCUUUUUGCAGCACGAGAUGGAACAACGAUGGAAGUCAUCUCCGUUGAAGAAGUGGCCUUGCGGAACUACAACCUGCAGGGCUACCCUAAAGGAGUCCACGGUGAAGGCUCUACAUUUCAUGCACUGUUUGGUCUUCUCUGCUGGGAUGUGAUAUACAUGAGCGGAGUACCAGAUGCAUUUCGGUCUGCAUACCAGGCUCUGCCCUUGGACCUUCAUUCGAAUUGUUUCUUCAGAAGUCGGGAGCAACAUUUUCUUGAAGCAUUCAAGGUCAUCUCAGAAAGCACAACACUGGAGCUGGAAGAGAAAGUUGCAGCUGCCUACACCGCCCACUUUGGGAAGGCUGGUUUAGUCCAAUGGGACCGAUUCACAUGCACUGAUGUCCAGGAAAUUGUACGUUGUUUGGGGCCACAUGUACUUUCGAGAGUCUGUGAGCUGUUGGCACGUCAGUUUCGACACCGCCGAAGUGGCCUUCCUGACCUGCUUGUUUGGAACCCAGAGACAGAAAAAGCCAAGGCAGCUGAAGUGAAAGGACCCGGAGACACGCUGUCCCCAAAGCAAGUCGUGUGGCUGCGCGAGCUCUUGGCAUUGGGUGUGGACUGCGAAGUCUGCCGUGUCACAGCAACAAGCUCAAAAAGGUUGCAGAGGAAGAAGACUGGAGCUGAAGAUGCAAGAGGAUGUUCAGAGCAGAUGGAGUGAACGCAGCCUGCAAGUUUUGCUAUGGAGUGAAGAGCUUGAUUUUUGUGGCAGUUGUGUUGACCUCUUUUAUAUUCCUAAAAGUGUUAGUUUACAACAGGGGUUCCCAAGUGUUCAUGUAAUAAUUUGACAGGGCUUAAUGUCCCUAAAUAAAAUAUAUGCUAUGGUCUCAGAGUUAAAUUUUACUAGCUGUGGUUUUUAAUUAAGGAGGACAGCUCAAAUAAAUAAUCUCCUAUUGAGCAGCAAUCAACCCAUGGAUGACACUGGAGCCAAUAACAAGUGGACUUGUCAACACGUUUAUUCCAGCAGCACAUAUUGAGAGGCUAUGUUGAUCAUUUAAGGUCUCCAUCUUUGUAUGAUCUUCUAUCGUGUGUAUAAUCUGCUUUUAAUAUUUUUCACAAAAUUUGAAGUUGUUAAAAGCAAAACUUUGCGAACCUCGCAGAGUUUUCGUGACCAUGGGUGCUGCGUGACUGUUGUCUAGCCGGAUAACCCAACCAAUCACAACAAAGGGUGUGUGCAACAGACACUGGGCUCCUUGCAUCACCACCAGAUGGCGCUCGCCUCCAUGCAGGAAAAAAAAAAGAACCAGAAAGCUCACCCUCACGUAUCCACAGCAGCAGCAUUGCAUUAGCUGCUACAAUUCCCAACUAAGGCCUUCUGUGUUACUUUGUGCAGACAUUCAAUAAACACAAACUUGUGUUUCAACUUUAUGCAUUCACACAAAGCUUAGCUGUAUAUAGAUUCCAACUUGUUGGAUGUGCUGAAUUUCUUUUCUUGCUUUGAAUUCAGUGUUCCGAGUGCAUCAGGGUGCAAAGGCCUGCUGUAGAUUUACAUACAUUCCUGCCUCGCCCUUGGUGUUUUGUAACCAAUUUUCAGACAAAGAAACAUGUUUAAAGGCCUCAA